Molecule: messenger RNA, 2166 nt
Organism: Pyrus x bretschneideri (Chinese white pear)
Lineage: Eukaryota; Viridiplantae; Streptophyta; Magnoliopsida; Rosales; Rosaceae
Product: ferric reduction oxidase 2-like
Cellular component (GO): plasma membrane
Molecular function (GO): oxidoreductase activity
Source: RefSeq, marked provisional
AUGGUUUCCACUUCAAGUCCAGCAGAGGUGAAGGAACAAGAAACCAGUCCUUCUGGUGAAGGAAUGAGGACCGUUCGAUCAAUCAUGAGGCUGCUUCUGAUGGUGGUGUUUGUUGGGUACAUGAUGAUCUGGAUCAUCAUGCCCACCAACACUUACUAUCUGAAAUGGUUCCCUCAUAUUCAUAAAAAAACUGAUUCCACGUAUUUUGGCCAAGAAGGUGCAGACAUACUUAUUUACACAUUCCCCAUCCUAUUUACAGCAACCAUGGGCUGCUUAUUGCUCCACAUGGGAAACAAAAAUGUUGACAUUAACAACCAAAGGGCGAAAAAAUCAUACCGGGCAUCAUGGAAUCGGCCUGCGCUGGUGAAAGGUCCUUUAGGAAUUGUUUCUUGGAUAGAGCUUUCUUUCCUGGUGAUGUUCAUUGCCUUACUUGUCUGGUCUAUCUCUUCUUACUUACACGACAUGUUUGCAUAUGCCACCCUGGAGGCUGCAGCCAAGAAAGAGCAUGUGUGGGAAAAUAAGUUGGGAAGUGUAGCACUAACACUAGGGAUGGUUGGGAACAUUGGCCUAGCCUUUCUCUUCUUCCCUGUGAGCAGAUGCUCUUCCAUUCUGCAGAUCAUUGGCCUCACAUCAGAGGCAAGCAUCAAGUACCAUAUCUGGCUAGGGCAUCUUGUCAUGACGCUCUUCACGGCUCACGGUUUAUGUUACGUAGUCUAUUGGGGGAGCACUAAUCAAAUUUCAGAGAUGUUGAAAUGGAACAAGGUAGGUGUUUCGAAUGUGGCAGGAGAAGUUGCUCUGCUUGCAGGACUAGCCAUGUGGGCUAUGAGCAUCCCUCCCAUCAGGCGCAAGAUCUUCGAGCUCUUUUUAUACACUCACCAUCUCUACAUUGUCUUCCUUGUCUUCUUUGUGUUUCACGUGGGGUUCUCCUAUGCGUGCAUCAUGCUCCCGGGCUUUUACCUCUUCCUGAUUGACAGGUUCUUACGUUUCUUGCAAUCUCAGCGUAGAAUUCGCCUGGUUUCAGCCCGUGUUCUUCCCUGUGAGGCGGUUGAGUUGAACUUCUCCAAGAGUCCAGGACUGAAUUAUUCUCCAACAAGCAUGGUGUUUGUAAAUGUGCCUGGUAUUUCAAAGCUGCAAUGGCAUCCUUUUAGUGUUACUUCUAGCAGCAAAUUCGAUCAUGACAAGCUGAGUGUUGUCAUCAAAAGCGAUGGAAAUUGGUCUCAGAAGUUGUAUCAGGAACUGUCAUCCUCUCAGCCUGCAGACUGCCGAGAAGUCUCGGUGGAAGGACCGUAUGGACCUGCCUCAAGCAACAUGCUAAGGCACGACACGAUAGUGAUGGUGAGCGGAGGAAGCGGUAUUACUCCGUUAAUCUCCGUCAUCCGUGAGCUCCUCUUCGAAGCCAAUAACUUAGGCGGCAAGGCUCCAAAAAUUUUACUCAUAUCUGUUUUCAGGAAAACACUAGACCUCACCAUGUUGGACCUAAUCCUUCCCGUUUCCGGCACAAACCUCGACAUUUCUCGCUUGCAAUUGCAAAUCGAAGCUUAUGUGACAAGAGAGAAAGAACCCAUGUCAGAAUCCUACAAACCCCUCCAAACAAUUUGGUUCAAGCCGAACCCUUCAGACGCGCCGGUUUCUGCAAUUCUAGGCCAAAAUAGCUGGCUCUGGCUUGGAAUGAUCAUAUCGUCGUCUUUCGUCAUCUUUCUUGUGCUGAUGGGCAUCCUCACAAGAUAUUACAUCUACCCAAUUGACCACAACUCCAGCAUGAUAUAUUCUGACUCAGCUAGAUCUGCCUUAAACAUGUUAUUUUUAUGCGUAUCUAUAGCCACAACUGCAACAGCAGUUUUCUUAUGGAACAAGAAACAGACCCUCAAGGAGAUGGGGCAGAUUCAAGUCCUGGACACACCAACACCGACAACUGCUUCGCCGAGCGGGCGCUUUGCCGUUGCUGAGCAAGAACUCGAAAACCUUCCCCACCGUUCUUUCGUCGAGUCAACAACCGUGCACUAUGAUAGAAGACCAGAUCUUAAGAGGAUACUAUCUGAGCGUGAAGGUUCGAGCAUUGGGGUUCUUGUUAGUGGCCCAAGAAAGAUGAGGCAAGAAGUGGCUGCAAUUUGCUCAUCUGGCUUGGCCAACAACCUUCAUUACCAUUCCCUGAGCUUCAGUUGGUAA